CGCCCAGUGCAGCAGGGAUCAGAGUCUCUCUGUGCAAUUCAUAUUUGAAGGCGAAACUUUAGCCUGUUCCGGUUCCCGAACGUUUGAAGACAUCUGGAACGUGGAGUUUUAAAUAAUCCCAUUGGAACGUAAAGCUACGCCGAAGUCGCGUCGUUCUGAGCGGUUUUCGACUCGAACUGAAACGCUUUUGGGGGAAGAAAAAAAACUCUGUGUUCUGCGUGGACGUUUGUUCCUGUCUCGCCCCAUUCCGCCUAAUCGCAGCAGAUGGAGGGUUGCUGAGAGCCGGGGAGUGAGAUCAGCAUCUUUUCACUCGUUGAGGCAGCAUCCGAACAGCUGCAGCUGCUCGCUCCCUCUCUCCAGAUCACUCUCUCCCGUACGCAGGAAAGAGCGAAACGGAACUCUAUUUUACAGCAAGGACCUUGCCUUAUUCGGUAGAUUCAACGAAUUUUAUGAUUUGCAACCUAGACUUAAAUUCUAUUUGCUCAUGGUUGUAACCUCGAUGAUGGUCUUGCUAUCGGCGCCAAGGGGAGAUGUAAACUGAUUCGUUGGAGGUGGGUUGUAGCCGUAGCAGCGCUGUGCUGACUGACAAAGCGACAGACCGACAGAGCGAGGAGAGGAGAGCAGAGGAGCUGUCCAUAGGCUGGUGGUGCUGAUGCGGCGGCUCUGAGAAAAGCAGAGAAACCGAGCAUGGCUGCAGGGAAGUUACUGCUCUACGCCGGCCUGUCCCUCUCUCUGUGCGCCCUAGGAAUGCUCGCAGUGGCGAUCUGUUCCGACCACUGGUACGAGACUGACGCGCGGAGGUAUCGGGAGCGCUGUCGGAGUUUCUCCAGCCGUAAGAACCCAGGCUUUAUCUACAUCCCCAACAACAGCCUCCCUCUGCGGGCUAGCCGCUCCAGACUGGACCGCUGGGAGGACAAGCUGCUCCUAGCCCGGAACAGAAGGCAGCUGUUCGCUAUGUCCGCCGCGGACGAGUGUAGCAGGCAGUACAACUCCACCAACAUGGGACUGUGGAGCAAAUGUCACCGACUGGGCUUCGACCAGGACACAGAAGACCUCAUUCGCAAAGGUUCCAUUGCCAGAUGUUCCUACAUCAAAUACCACUACUCUUCAGCAACGAUACCCAAGAACCUCUCGUAUAACAUCACGAAGACCAUACGACAGGAUGAGUGGCACUCUUUGCACCUGCGGCGGAUGACGGCAGGCUUCAUGGGCAUGGCUGUAGCCAUCAUUCUGUUUGGCUGGACGAUAGGUGUUCUGGGAUGCUGCUGGGAUAGAGGACUGAUGCAGUACGUGGCAGGAUUACUGUUCCUCAUGGGAGGCACCUUCUGUAUAAUCUCUCUCUGUACCUGCGUGGCGGGGAUCAACUUCGAGCUGUCCCGUUAUCCUCGCUAUCUGUACGGCCUGCCGGACGACAUCGGCCACGGCUACGGCUGGUCUAUGUUCUGCGCCUGGGGAGGUCUGGGGCUCACCCUCAUCGCUGGUUUCUUCUGUACCCUGGCUCCCUCCGUCCAGCCCAUCCCUCGAUCCACCUGCCCCAAGUCGAGGCAGGAGAACGGGACGGUCUGCUAGAGGGACUGGGAUGGAGGAUAGAGGGACUGGAGGUCCAGUUCCUAGAUAGAUAGCUGACUACACCUUUAACCACACAGGACAGCCGUAACAAAAGAGAAUUUAACAAACAAAAAUGUAACAAUGAGUUGACAAAUCCAUGCAUUCAAUUAAUUAAUCAUUUUCCACGUAAAGACAAUGUUUUGUUUUUUCUUUGUUUAAAGUGUGUGUGUGUGUGUGUGUGUGUGUGUGUGUGUGUGUGUAUAAACAUGAUCUGGUUUCUUGAAAAACAAUUGAUUUUUUUUUUUUAAACACACGAACUGACAGAAAAAUCCAAUCAUCGAUCUGAAGUUGUGCUGGGGGGGGGUUGUAGUCGGGGAUGUUGUGAUGGUUGAAAUGGAUGUACCAUGAAACGGCCUUCUCUACUGGGGGGAACGAGAGGAACCUUUCAGUAAUGAACGAUGACAGGCGAUGACAGACAACAAGGGAUGGGAGUUACAAGAACAACAGUCUGAACCUCAGAGGAACUAACUCAUCAUGGUGACCAGCCUCUACCCCUUCCACAACAAGGGAUGGGAGUGACAAGAACAACAGCCUGAACCUCAGAGGAACUAACUCAUCAUGGUGACCAGCCUCCACAACAAGGAGAAUAACUGAAACUCUGUUGUUGCUGAGGGGAGGACGGCUCAUCAUAAUGGCUUGAACGGCGCAAAUGGAACGGUAUCAAACACGUGGAAACCAUGGAAACCAAACCAUGGAAACCAAACCAUUCAAACAAAUGAUAACCAUGGAAACCAAACCAUUCAAACACAUGGAAACCAUGGAAACCAAACCAUUCAAACACAUGGAAACCAAGCCAUUCAAACACAUGGAGACCAUGGAAACCAAACCAUUCAAACACAUUGAAACCAUGGAAACCAAACCAUUCAAACACAUUGAAACCAUGGAAACCAAACCAUUCAAACACAUUGAAACCAUGGAAACCAAACCAUUCAAACACAUGGAGACCAUGUGUUUGAUACCAUUCCACCUAUUUCCUCUCAAGCCAUUUACCACGAGCCCGUCCUCCCCAAUUGAGGUGCCACCAACCUCCUGUGUCGAAGAGGGUUAAAUCAACACUAACUGAAAGGGGUCAAAGGUUGGAGUAUUAUAAACAGCACAUCCUGUUCUAAAGAGACACCUCAGCUUGUUGGAGACUUCUGAUUGGACUAGCUGUGUGUUCCUCAGAUCUACUCUGGGUCAUUGGACUAGCUGUGUGUUCCUCAGAUCUACUCUGGGUCAUUGGACUAGCUGUGUGUUCCUCAGAUCUACUCUGGGUCAUUGGGACUAGCUGUGUGUUCCUCAGAUCUACUCUGGGUCAUUGGGCUAGCUGUGUGUUCCUCAGAUCUACUCUGGGUCAUUGGGCUAGCUGUGUGUUCCUCAGAUCUACUCUGGGUCAUUGGACUAGCUGUGUGUUCCUCAGAUCUACUCUGGGUCAUUGGACUAGCUGUGUGUUCCUCAGAUCUACUCUGGGUCAUUGGACUAGCUGUGUGUUCCUCAGAUCUACUCUGGGUCAUUGGACUAGCUGUGUGUUCCUCAGAUCUACUCUGGGUCAUUGGACUAGCUGUGUGUUCCUCAGAUCUACUCUGGGUCAUUGGACUAGCUGUGUGUUCCUCAGAUCUACUCUGGGUCAUUGGACUAGCUGUGUGUUCCUCAGAUCUACUCUGGGUCAUUGGACUAGCUGUGUGUUCCUCAGAUCUACUCUGGGUCAUUGGACUAGCUGUGUGUUCCUCAGAUCUACUCUGGGUCAUUGGACUAGCUGUGUGUUCCUCAGAUCUACUCUGGGUCAUUGGACUAGCUGUGUGUUCCUCAGAUCUACUCUGGGUCAUUGGACUAGCUGUGUGUUCCUCAGAUCUACUCUGGGUCAUUGGACUAGCUGUGUGUUCCUCAGAUCUACUCUGGGUCAUUGGACUAGCUGUGUGUUCCUCAGAUCUACUCUGGGUCAUUGGACUAGCUGUGUGUUCCUCAGAUCUACUCUGGGUCAUUGGACUAGCUGUGUGUUCCUCAGAUCUACUCUGGGUCAUUGGACUAGCUGUGGGAGAAGAAUGGCACAUCACACGAUACAGGCUCUCUAGAGUAUCUCUACUGUUGUACAAAACUACCGAAUCAUCAUUCCAGAGAAAUUACAGCCAGGAAAUGCCAUGUUGGAGCAUUGUCAUGCCCACCGGGGGCAUACUAGUUUGCAUCCCAAAUGGCCCCCUUUUCCUUCUGGUCAACAGAAGUCAACAGUAGUGCAUUGGACAGGGAAUAGGAUGCCAAUGGAGACACAUACCUAUUUCUUCAAGCCCCGUCUAUCCUCAGUCAUCUAACAUUUUAUACAUUCAUUCACUCUCUUUGUAUCGUCCUGAAACCCAUCCUGAAUGAAGGAACUGUGUGUUGUACUGAAACCCAUCCUGAAUAAAGGGAACUGUGUGUUGUACUGAAACCCAUCCUGAAUGAAGGAACUGUGUGUAGUACUGAAACCCAUCCUGAAUGAGGGAAACUGUGUGUUGUACAGAAACCCAUCCUGAAUGAAGGGAACUGUGUGUUGUACUGAAACCCAUCCUGAAUGAAGGAACUGUGUGUUGUACUGAAACCCAUCCUGAAUGAAGGAAACUGUGUGUUGUACUGAAACCCAUCCUGAAUGAAGGGACUGUGUGUAGUACUGAAACCCAUCCUGAAUGAAGGAAACUGUGUGUUGUACUGAAACCCAUCCUGAAUGAAGGGACUGUGUGUAGUACUGAAACCCAUCCUGAAUGAAGGGACUGUGUGUAGUACUGAAACCCAUCCUGAAUGAAGGAACUGUGUGUAGUACUGAAACCCAUCCUGAAUGAAGGAACUGUGUGUAGUACUAAAACCCAUCCUGAAUGAAGGAACUGUGUGUAGUACUGAAACCCAUCCUGAAUGCAGGAAACUGUGUGUUGUACUUUAAACAAUAUUACCCCUGGUUCUGUCCUGUCAUCUGUUUGGGAGGUCAAUAUUACCCUGGUUCUGUUCUGUCAUCUGUUUAAACAAUAUUACCCCCGGUUCUGUCCUGUCAUCUGUUUGGGAGGACAAUAUUAUCCCCGGUUCUGUCCUGUCAUCUGUUUGGGAGGACAAUAUUACCCCCGGUUCUGUCCUGUCAUCUGUUUGGGAGGACAAUAUUACCCUGGUUCUGUCCUGUCAUCUGUUUGGGAGGUCAAUAUUACCCCUGGCUCUGUCUUGUCAUCUGUUUGGGAGGUCAAUAUUACCCUGGUUCUGUCCUGUCAUCUGUUUAAACAAUAUUACCCCUGGUUCUGUCCUGUCAUCUGUUUGGGAGGACAAUAUUACCCUGGUUCUGUCCUGUCAUCUGUUUGGGAGGUCAAUAUUACCCCUGGUUCUGUCCUGUCAUCUGUUUGGGAGGACAAUAUUACCCCUGGUUCUGUCCUGUCAUCUGUUUAAACAAUAUUACCCUGGUUCUGUCCUGUCAUCUGUUUGGGAGGACAAUAUUACCCCUGGUUCUGUCCUGUCAUCUGUUU
Messenger RNA from Oncorhynchus mykiss (rainbow trout), 5060 nucleotides. Lineage: Eukaryota; Metazoa; Chordata; Actinopteri; Salmoniformes; Salmonidae. The record is from RefSeq and is a predicted model, not a curated record.